Molecule: messenger RNA, 3230 nt
Organism: Paramisgurnus dabryanus
Lineage: Eukaryota; Metazoa; Chordata; Actinopteri; Cypriniformes; Cobitidae
Source: RefSeq, a predicted model, not a curated record
CGCGAGAUCUCCUCUGCGUCUUUCCGUGUCCAAGAUCGGCUGGUGUCAUCUCGAAAGGAUUCAAGAGUCCUUUUCUUGACUUCAUAACCUUGUUUUACACAGUUUUCGAUCUUGUACCUUACUGGGUCGUUCAACACAAACAGAUUCACGGAUUUCUGGAUUGUGAUUGGCCAGUCGAAUCACAGCAUUGAAUCAUGGGGAAUAUUUUUGGCAAUCUGCUGAAGAGCCUGAUAGGGAAGAAGGAGAUGAGGAUCCUGAUGGUUGGAUUAGAUGCUGCUGGUAAAACCACGAUCCUGUACAAACUGAAGCUGGGAGAGAUCGUAACCACCAUCCCAACUAUUGGCUUUAAUGUGGAGACGGUGGAGUAUAAGAACAUCAGCUUCACUGUGUGGGACGUGGGUGGUCAAGAUAAGAUCAGACCGCUUUGGAGACACUACUUUCAAAAUACACAGGGACUCAUCUUCGUCGUUGACAGUAAUGAUCGAGAAAGGGUUAAUGAAGCUCGGGAGGAGUUGAUGAGGAUGCUUGCCGAGGACGAACUGCGUGAUGCCGUACUUCUUGUUUUUGCUAACAAACAGGAUCUGCCAAACGCUAUGAAUGCAGCUGAGAUCACAGAUAAACUCGGCCUCCACUCGCUCCGUCAUCGCAACUGGUAUAUACAAGCCACCUGUGCGACCAGCGGCGACGGUCUGUAUGAAGGCCUCGACUGGCUCGCCAAUCAGCUCAAGAAUAAAAAGUGAGAGGGCGGGAUUUUCAUUAUGGGGGCGUCUCUCACUUUGGGAAUGGGGUGGGACUAAUUUGGCCUUUGGAUAUGUUUGUUUGGUUUUUGUUUGUUUAAAUUUGUUGUUUUAGCAAAUUUGUGUUUUGGUUUGUAAAGCCUUUUAUGUUCUGUGUAAAUGAGCACGUCAUUUGUAUGUAUACACACACCGUUACACAAACACACACAAGCAGUCAAAGAUCAAUGUGCGUCUUAUUUCCUCUGUUGACUUUUCCGUUUUUACAGUAAGCCUGUCAGUACAUUGUCUUCAACAGUGUUGUUUUUGAAAAAUAUGUUUUUGUUUUAGAUUGACCGUCCUCGUGUAUUAUGUAAAAUGCUCAAAUAUUUCUCCAUAUCUGUAGAUGUAAUUACGAUGCAGUUUGCCUCCUCAUGCACACGCAGUAUUUCACAAUCUUUAGAUGCGGUCUGUGAUUGUAGUGCAUGGCUCCUGUCGCUCAGUGUUGUGAUUUGUUGUGAUGCAGUAGGAAGUAGAAAUGCAUGCGCGUGUUUAAACAGACAGAGAUGAUCGGUGUUGCAUGCAUGCCGCUAUGUGGCUGCGACGUAAUAUAUCGAAUGCUUUUAUUGGACAUCGUAGAAAGAACGUAGAGUCUUGAGCUUGUCCCGCAUCUGUGUUUGUGCUAAUACCCUUAUGUAGUGUUGUUGUCUGUUCAGUGUAUCUGUAAAUAAAGCUUUUUUAGUUUUGUAUUUGACUUGGCUAACUGUUGCAUGGGCGAAAGUGUUUUGUCCCUAGGAAUUGCAUCCAUAUCGUUUGCAUGGCGUGCAUGCUGUGCAAGAAGUCCCAUAGAUGGAUUAGUAGGCAGUUAUAUAUUGUAGAUAGAUAGAUAGAUAGAUAGAUAGAUAGAUAGAUAGAUAGAUAGAUAGAUAGAUAGAUAGAUAGAUAGAUAGAUAGAUAGAUAGAUAGGAUUAUUAGAUUAUUGCACUAAACUGUUGAUUGUAUUGUUGCUUUCAAUCAUAUAAACAAACGAACAGCACAAACACGUGUAAACAAAUCCCAGGUAUGUCAGUGGUCUAAGGCAAACUGCUUCAUAAUUCAUCUGUUUCUGUGUGCUCUUGUUUUACGUAAAGUCUCAAUUUAAAAACCUAAUGAAUGUGAAUUUUGUCAUUUUGACUUUAUUUGUGUUGUUUUUCAGUCCAGACGAUUAUAUUAAUGAUAUAUUUAUGCUAUUUGUUUAUUUAAUGUUUGAUAUACGCUUCAGAUGAAACGUCUGAUGUAUUAUUUGUAUUACCAACACACAAACUAUAUAACAGACUAAUGUACGUCAUAAAUGAGCACGUGAUAAAGCAUUUGUUGUACCAAAUGUGUGUGUAAAUACUAAGAGCGUGUUUCUAAUUGUAUUAAUUUGGUUUGUGGGUUCUUGCAUUGCUUUGCAUUUAGUUUUCAAGCUAACAAUACGUGCAUGAUAUGUACGUGACAUUGCAGAUCAGUUUGUAAGUUUAGUUCUGUCAAGUGUGAAUUAGACAGGUUAGAAAAACAAUUAUACUAUGGGGCUGUUGAAUGCUUUGUUCUGAUUGGUUGAGAUGGGUGUUGAUUAUUUUUCUGUAAAACAUACACCUGACCUGACCUGUCAAAUGUCUUAAAAUUACCACCAGAGCAAUGUUUGUGGAAACUGUGGUAUAAGCAGAAUAAUUGACUCUGGUCCUUUGUAUUAUUUGAAAAUAAUGCACACGCAUGUUGUAACGCUUCGCGUCGUCAAAUAAUUUUACGGCCAGUCGUCAAUUAUUUAUAUACACUUAAUCAUUAAUUAUUUAGUUUUGCUGUGGCUUAACUUACCAUGCCGUUUAUCUACCAAUAAGAGUGACGCAUGACAGUUUAGCGUCUAAUCCAAACAAGGUCAUUUAUACAGAAACUUUCACAGUGUGAAUUGUCCAGUCUGUUAAGUUUUGUGGCCUUAUCUUACAAAUGUACAUUUUGUCACGGUUAUUUAUUAACUAAGUUAUUGAGUCAAUGAGUUACCUAGUUUUUAGUAAAUCCAAGAACAAAAGGGGUUACAAGCUCAAAUACAUGACUUUUGUUGAUUUUUAGGGGAGAAAUAUAUUUAUUGUUUGCUUUAAAUAGUUUGUGUGAUUAUUUGGUAGGUAAAGAUGGUUUACAGAUAUGGUAUUUUUUUUGCUUCUAUAUUAUAUUUUUAUUUAUUUCUUUAUUUUGGUGACUGUUUUGAUGAAUAUACUUUUGUGUGUAUAUGCUUUUCCUUGUUGUUUUUUAUCUUUUGGGUGAAUCAUUAUACAGUGUCUGUGAACAUAAUUAAUGAAGGGAUAACAAUGAUCAAUUUCUUGUUGAAUUAUGAAUUAAAUUAAUAGAAGUCUUAGAAAUCAUGGAUGAAGUGCGUAACUAUCUGUUACAGUAGAUAAAGAAAGAUUAUUGUUGAUUAUUAUACUGUAGACACCAAAAUCUUUCUCUCCAUACAAUUCUUUAACUGUAACACUACACUACAAUAAAAAAAUAUGAAAAUGA